AUGAAUUCUUCCAACAUCGAGCUCGCAGUCACAUCACCCUUUUCGGAGAGUUGGGGUCAGUACCAACUGCAUCCCGAAGAUCUCCCAUGGCGCAAGGCGUCAGAAGGUCGCUUGUGUGGCAAAUGGAUCCGUGCAUUGUGGGGUAAUGAAUUGUAUCAGGAACGGCGCUCCUCGAGCACCGGUCGCUCAGAUGAUAUGGUCACCAUGCUGUCUCUCACAUUGCCACCAGCACUAGACAUUACGAAGUUUUUCGAGCUGUUCAAACUGUCUUGUAUGCAUGCACGGUUCAUACAUCCUAUUCUUGCCGGUACAAUCGAGACGAACGUGCUUCAAAUCCCGCUAAUGCCUUGUCUCGUGUAUGAGGAAUUACACACAUUUGAGCAAGUCCAAUCUUGGUCCGACACUGUUAUGUUCAUCCACAGGUGUGAAACGGAUGAGGAGCGCGCCCAGUCCAGAGAAGAACGCUUGGAGUUUAUGCGAAACAAAAUUGGCCUUCGACCACUGCCAUUGACGCAGCACGUAAAAGAAUGGCAUUGGGUCCUUUUCGGUCGCGCUGAGGAUCAGUCGCAUGUGGCCCUCUUUGUAUACAGUGCUCACGCCGUGUCAGACGCUCAUUCUGAGUUGAUUCUGAUGAAGGAGCAGCUCGAAUACGUCACCAGUGCACUCGAGGCACCUUUUCCUCUCCCUGAAGCGCAUUCACUUCAUCCUGCAACAUUAGCUUGGGGCACAGAAGUGACUCGCUUGACCCCUUCACUCCUCGAACUGGUAGGCGUACCACUCGAUUCCUUCAGCGACGAGACGGCUCUCAGGCGCGUACGCCGAGUGCUUGCGCAUCCAUUCUUACGCUUGGACCUUGGGAGGCCAAAGGAUGGUUCCAAUUUAACAGACACGCUGCAUGAUAGGAUCCAAUUCACAGCAGAAGAAACAGCAGCUAUUCACAAGGCGGCACGUGCUCACGGUUGGUCUGUCACACACAUCGUCGAUGCGGCUCGACACAUGGCGUACAUGGAACUGCGCCGGUCAUACCUAGAAAGCUGGCACUGGAACCCAAUACCAGAAAAGCUGCACGUCAACUUCCUCGUCCCUGCCAACGCACGCUGUUUGAUCAGCGAAACCUACAAACACUUACAACAGACUUUUGUGGGGAAUGCUACCGAAGGCUUUACGACUGUUCUCCCACUCAUGGAUCCGUACUUUGUCUCAGCACAGGACGAGUUGAUGACAUCUGAAAAACCUCUACAUGAGCUUAGUCAGGUUCGGACACUUGCCUAUGUGACACAGAAACUUGCGGAGCAGUACUACGAAGAAAAGCCUUUGGGUAUGGAGCGCAUCGUGUCAGAAACCCCGACGUUCGUCAUGGCCGGUGUAUUUUCUCCUUUGUAUCCAUUCGACAAUCUAGCGCCUGAAGGAUUUAGCUCCGUGGGUGCGAUCGACACAUUGCUUCCCUGUAACUUCCACAUGCCUUCGUACACGGAGCCGAUCACUGUUGACGAUUGGGGUGUUGGCGUCAUCAUGUCUCGCCAUCUUUCAAGUCUACAGUUUUCAAUGCAUAUGUGGACGUUCCGUCAGCAGCUGAAUCUGUCCGUUGUGCACACACCACACAUUUCCAAGGCUCGUACGGAACUGUUCCUCGAUACAAUACAUCGCACACUCAAGCUCUUCUUGAUGGCUUUUGAGCAACACGGUAAGCCGAUUGACAUCCCUAGUUCUCCCCCCACCCCCUUCGUGUCGCGCACGCUCUUUCAAAGAGCUAUCUCUUGGUGCCAGAGCUGGUUCACCAACUGA
Messenger RNA from Malassezia globosa CBS 7966, 1785 nucleotides. RefSeq lists its product as uncharacterized. The transcript has a single exon. NCBI's taxonomy places the organism in Eukaryota, Fungi, Basidiomycota, Malasseziomycetes, Malasseziales, Malasseziaceae. Bases 1 to 1785 code for a protein of 594 amino acids. The record is from RefSeq and is a predicted model, not a curated record.